AUGCCCCGCAAAGGCUCUGCAAGGUAUUUGUAUGUGAUACUGGUGCAGCUGGCGAGUGUCGUUGUGCUGGCGGCCGUGUGUGCCGUCCACUGCGGCGGCGGAGGUUGGUCUGGCGGCGGUGGUGGAGGCGGUUGGUCCGGCGGUGGAGGAGGCGGUGGCUGGAAAGGAGGAGGCGGAGGAGGAGGCUGGAAAGGAGGCGGCGGCGGAGGAGGAGGCCCAGCCGCCGGCGGUGGCGGCGGUGGUGCCGCCCAGACCUACAAGACAGGAUCCACGUAUCUGGUGAAGUCCUUGCACCCGGUGAGCACCGGUGGUGGAGGCGGCGGAGGCAAAGGUGGAGGCGGCGGCGGAGGCGGCCACCACGGUGGAGGCGGUGGUGGACACGGCGGUGGAGGCGGAGGCUGGUCCGGUGGGGGCGGAGGGGGCGGCGGAUGGCCCGGAGGCGGUGGAGGAGGCGGUGGCUGGGACCGCUAA
Molecule: messenger RNA, 471 nt
Organism: Rhipicephalus sanguineus (brown dog tick)
Lineage: Eukaryota; Metazoa; Arthropoda; Arachnida; Ixodida; Ixodidae
Product: loricrin-like
Exons: 2
Coding region: 1-471 (156 amino acids)
Source: RefSeq, a predicted model, not a curated record